AUGCUAUUUGCAAGAGAGUUUUUGAAUAGUGGUGACACAGUAACUGGUUGGACCUAUACUAAUAAAGUACAAUGUCAAGGAUAACUGAUUGAAGCAAAUAAAAUGGUAUAUAUGCUAAGUAGUAGUUAGAAAACAUCUUCAAAGACCUAUACAAAUCUUCCAAGCCAUUAUAGAUUUGAAAUUAGAAUAGAUUUUUUAGUCGUUGACAACCCUAAUGGAUCUGUUACCUUCUAAGCUGAUGGAUCAAAUUUAGCAUCAUAUAAUUUUAACUCACCUGGAUCGGAUUUAGCAAUAUGUGGUGAUGCAUCAACUUAAGAUAUAUUCGAAAGAGUUUAAUAUAAACGGACUCAUACUUCUUCUACUUUAACGGUAACUCUUAAAAAUAACCUUGGUUCUGGCAGCAUGCUUGGUAUUACAGAUUUAUAAAUAUUCUUAGAUACUUGUCAUCCUUUUUGCCAAACAUGCAAUGGACCAGAUUCAAAUAAUUGUACUGGUUGCGCUUCUGGUCAAACAUUAUCUGCUGGAACUUGCACAUGUCCUGCAUCUUAACUAAUGUAAAAUGGAAGCUGCGUAUCAAGUUGUGCCCCACCUUAAAUGGCUAAUGGAAGUAUAUGUGUUGAUGAUCCUUGCUAAAUAAAUUGUUCUGUUUGCAGCUCAAAUACACCGAGAUAAUGUACUAAAUGUACAGGGAGUAAUAGAUUAUUUAAUGGUAAUUGCAUCGCUUAAUGUCCUUCAUUCACUGAUAAUAUUAAUGGUGUGUGUGUUGACAUGAUUUCAAAUUAUUGGAAUGGAUACUAUCUAUUCAAAGGAUUUUUCGAAUCUGAUUUCUCUUCUAUAUCAUUUGAAAAUUAUGGAUUUACUGCUAACUAUUUUGAUCCAUAUAGUUUAGUACCUUAAUCAGAUAUGGCUUAGUAUUCCGAUUGUUACGGGAUUCGAGUUUAUGCAGGGUUUGGAAUUUAUGGUAAAAGUGUAGUAAUCAGCAACUAAUGGCCAAUACCAUGGAAGCAUAGUUCUGUUUUGGUAAAAAUGAAAUAUGUUUAAGUAGAAAAUUAUGAAAUGAAUGGAGGAGUGCCAGAAAAGUUGAGUAUUAACUUAAAUAAUUAAGAACAGGCGUUUUUAGUAAAUGGAGGUACAGAUUUAGGUUGUGGAAGAUUAGAUUAAGGUGAAAGUAUUGGAUGGUUGUCUGCCAAUACAACUAAAACUGUGUAAGAUGGAUUUUUAAAAUUAACAAUAACAAACAAUUUUGGAGAUCCUGCUUGGUAUGAAGGAUAUGCGUUUAGAGAACUAAUGAUUUUAGUAUCAAAAUGUGUAGAUAAUUGCACUAAAUGUACUGAUUAUGAUGGCUGUAUUUAAUGUGAUCCUAAUUAUUACUUGUACAGAGCAUAGUGCUAUUUAAAUAAAUGUCCAGAUGGUUCAUAUUAAGACAAAACUAAAUUACCUUUACUUGUUUGUGCUGAUUGUGAUAAUACGUGUUUGACGUGUAGUGAUGCUGGUCCUCUGAAAUGUGUUACUUGUUCAACUCCUCCUCGUUUAUUUAAAUAAAAUUAAUGUGUUGUAGAUUGUGGGGACUAAUUUUAUCCUGGAACAACUAGCUGUCUUCCAUGCGAUACUACCUGCUUUGAUUGUUCGGGACCUUCAAGUAGCCAAUGCACAAGCUGCUCAUCUGGUAGAUUUUAUUUAGUUUCAACACAUUAGUGCCUUUUAAAUUGCCCACCUGGAUUUUAUAAUGAUGCCUCUAAGAAUGUGUGCUCUCCUUGUAAUGCUUAAUGCUAUACCUGUCAAGGCCCUAGUGCUAAUGAAUGCCUUACUUGUGAACCUCCUAAAAUGUUUCUUACUGUAAAUUCUUGUGGCCCAGGAUGUGCAGCAGGAUAUUUUGGAAAUACUGCAAAUUAAGUUUGCACACCCUGCUAAUCACCCUGUUAAACAUGUGUUAACACAGCAACAAAUUGUGUUACUUGUGUAACAAAUUACUAUCUUUAAAAUGGUAAUUAAUGCUUGACUACUUGUAGCAACAGAUUUUUCCCAAAUUCAAUAACAAAUACAUGUGAUCCAUGCAAUAUGCUCUGUGUAAAUUGCAAUGGUCCUAAUUCUAAUUAAUGCACAUCUUGUGAUGCAAAUACUGGAUUUUUAUAAAAUUCAACAUGUGUUAGCUAAUGUGCUAUUGGUACUUAUGGUGAUACAAAUACUUAUACUUGCAAGCAAUGUGAUACAUCUUGUUAUGCUUGCUAAGCUCCUGGCGACAGUACAAGCUGCACAAAAUGCUUUGCACCUAAUUUUUUAAAUAAUCUUGGUUAAUGUAAGCCUACUUGCCCUAAUUAGUUUUAUGGUGAUAAAUCUAAUUUAGUUUGUAAACCUUGUCACCCAACUUGCCUAUAAUGCACUGAUGGUAACAGUACAUCUUGCAUUAAAUGUGAUGUAGGAAGAUAUUUAAGUAGUGGGCAGUGUUUGUUAAAGUGUCCUGAUGGAACAUAUCCAGAUAAUGUAAAUUAAAUUUGUAACAAUUGUUAUUACACUUGUGCCUAAUGCUCUGAUAGUGUAUCUACAGCUUGUGUGACAUGUUAAAAUGGUAGGUUUUUUUAUGGUGGUUCUUGCUUUUUAAAGUGCCCAGAUGGAUAUUAUAAUGAUAUAUUAAGUUUAAGCUGUAAACCUUGUGACUCAACAUGCAAAACAUGUGCAGGUCCAGGUAAUAAUAUGUGUCUAUCAUGUGGAUCUGGAAAAUACUUGAACAAUAAUUUAUGUGUUCCUACUUGUCUUGAUGGAUACUAUAUGGAUAAUAACUCCAAUUAAUGUGAAAUUUGCUAAGCAACAUGUAAAACAUGUUAUGGACCUAUGCCAGAUAAUUGUUAAACUUGCGCAGGAAACAGAUAUUUAGAUCCCAUAGAUUUGACAUGCGUUUCAUACUGCCCUCAAUCAUUUUAUGCAGAUUUAACUAAUCACAAAUGCAUUGCUUGCGACUCAUCUUGUCUCAAUUGUUAUGGGACAUUACCUAAUUAAUGUACAGAUUGUCCGAAUGGUACGUAUUUAUUAAAUGGUUAAUGCUAUUCUACUUGCAAGGCUGGUUAUUUCCCCGUAACUUAACCUAAUAUAUGUAGCCCUUGUCAUAAAUCUUGUGGAACUUGCACUGGUGCACUCGAGAAUUAGUGCUUCUCUUGUAGCAAUGGGAGAUAUUAACUAGGAUAUAUUUGUCUAGAAAUAUGUCCUGAUAAUUAUUAUGGUGAUCCUACUUCUAAUUAAUGUAAAUAAUGUGACCCAAAUUGCUUCCUUUGCAACGGAGGAACAAACAGUAGUUGCACAAAAUGUGUUAUUGGUAUGUAUUUAUACAAUGGUACAUGUGUUAAAAUUUGUCCAACUGGAUAUUUUGGAUCAGAUUUAAAAGGAUAAUGUUUAUAAUGUGACCCAACUUGUGCUACAUGUGACAAGACAAAUCCUAGUACAUGCUUUUCUUGUAUAAAUAAUUUUUAUUUAUAUCAAGGAACAUGUCUGAAGCAGUGUCCCGACGGAACAUUUGAAAGCACAGCAAUUGCAUAAUCAUAAGAUUCUUCGUCUUCUUAACAGGUCAUAAAAAUUUGUAAAAACUGUUACUAUGGAUGUAAACUUUGCAAUGGUGAAACUGAUAUAAGCUGCUAAGUUUGGGAUUCAGUUGAAGUUUAUCAUCAAGAAUCAAAAAUAAUUUAUUGGAUUUUUGUAGGAUAAAGCAUUUAUUCAACGAUAGCUUUCUUUUUUGGAUUCUAUAGAGAUUAUAAACGCAAGCAAUUAGAAGAUAUAUUAACAGAAGCAUAAGAAGAUAAAGAAGAUGAGAGACAUUUGAAUGAAACUCCAUCUCCUGAAAAUAUUCAUAGAGAGAAUAAUAUUACAACAAAUAAUUCCCAUAUGCCAAUGAAAAAUAGCUUUUAAAAAUCAUAAAUAAGAAGAAAAAGACCAAAUACAAUAAUCAUGCAAGAAAUAUCUCCUAAAGAUAAUAAUUCACCUUAAAAUACACAUCAAAACACUUAAAUUCAUAAAGAUGAUAACAAGCACACUUAAUAUGACGAUAAAUCUUCAAUUCAUACACUACAAAUUUAGAACUCACCUCGCUCUAGAAAGGAUUCUAAUUUGAUUAGAAAUAGUACUUUAGGACAAAAUUAGUUAGUUAGUUUCUACUAAAGUAAUACAAAUAUACCUUCAAUUAGAAAAUUAAAAAAGAAAUCCACAAUUGCAGGAACUAUUCAAACUGCUAUGAUAAUUCCUACUGCUAAGAAAGAUAAUGAGGGUUUUGAAUUUAGUGGCAAUAAAAAUUUAUUCUUUUUCUACUUGAAUUUCUUCCAGAUACUCAAUAUCAUAAUCAGAUAUGAUAGAUAUUUGAUUAGGCCACUUAGAGCAUUAAUUUUCUAUGCAAAGACGAUGCUUAUUUUAUGGUUUACAUCAAGACUCAUGCCUAAUCAGCUUUAUGUAGUUUUUAGCUUAGUUACUCUCUUGUAAAUAGUUUCAUGUGUACUAUCUAGUGCUUCAAGAUAUAUCUCUAAAUAUUUACCAAGAGCAGCAGCAAUAGUUUUUACUUUGGUUGUCAUUUUAAUUAUGUAUAAGUUAUUUUGGUUUUUCCUACCUGAGUUAUCAGCAAUAAACUAUUCACAAGAUAGGAAUUGGUCGUUCCUUUACUUAUAUGCUAUUUGCUUUGACAUAGGGUUAUUUUAAUUAAUAUUUAAUGGUAUUUAGUAUUUCUAUACAAGAGAUAUAAUCUAAAGACCUCCAGUUACUUGGUCAAAAUCCAAAAAAGCUGCAUCAAAAAUAUUUUACAAUGACUCAGUAGCUUCAUGGUUAAAGGAAAAAUGA
Messenger RNA from Tetrahymena thermophila SB210, 4809 nucleotides. RefSeq lists its product as hypothetical. NCBI's taxonomy places the organism in Eukaryota, Ciliophora, Oligohymenophorea, Hymenostomatida, Tetrahymenidae. The record is from RefSeq and is a predicted model, not a curated record. The transcript has 11 exons.